This is a messenger RNA of Zingiber officinale, 2676 nucleotides long. RefSeq lists its product as uncharacterized. Lineage: Eukaryota; Viridiplantae; Streptophyta; Magnoliopsida; Zingiberales; Zingiberaceae. The record is from RefSeq and is a predicted model, not a curated record. The transcript is spliced from 4 exons. The coding region runs from base 1 to 2676 and encodes 891 amino acids.
AUGAAAUUUGACCAAGUGUAUGAUCACUUAAUUAUUAACGGGUUCAAUCCUUCUUACACAAUUUGGGUCUUCCAUGGUGAAACUUAUACUCCAAAUUUUCAAGGUCAAAGUAGUUCAAGAGGAAUUCAGGAAGAGGAGGAUGAAACUAGAGAGGCUUAUAACUUAUAUAAAGAUGUCUUUGCCUCUGAUGAAAGGGUUGGCCACACUAUGUCUGAGGCAAGAGAUUAUGAAUUUGCUGAUUUAUUAGUAGAUGCAGAAACUCCUCUUUUCCCUAGUUGUACAACUUACACGAAGUUGUCAGCAAUCAUUACAUUAUACAAUUAUAAGUCUACAAAUGGUCACACAGACAAUAGUUUCAAUGAGCUCCUUAAGAUCUUAGGUGACACGCUUCCAGAAAAAAACACACUUCCAAAGGAUGUUUACUCAAUGAGAAAGUUGUUAAAACCAUUUGAUUUAGGAUAUGAGAAGAUUCAUGCAUGCCCAAAUGACUGUUGUCUAUUUAGAAAGGAGCUUAAAGAUUUGGACUCAUGUCCAAAGUGUGGUUCUUCAAGAUGGAAGGUAGACAAAGUCACCACCAAAGUUUGUAAAGGAGUUCCUGAAAAGGUGCUACGGUAUUUUCCUGUGAUACCAAGAUUGAAAAGGAUGUUUAAAUCAGAACAAAAGGCCGAAGACUUGAUUUGGCAUUCCAACCAUAAAAGUCAUGAUCAUAUGAUGCGUCAUCCAGUUGAUUCAAUAGCUUGGGAUACGAUAAAUCAUAAGUGGCCAGCUUUUGCAUCAGAUCCUAGAAAUCUCCGGCUUGGUCUUGCAACAGAUGGAUUCAACCCUUUUGGUGAUCUUAGUUCUAGAUAUAGUUGUUGGCCAGUUAUUUUGGUAAAUUACAACCUUCCUCCGUUGAUGUGCAUGGCGAAGGAAAAUCUUAUGUUGACAUUAUUGAUUCCAGGCCUGAAGCAACCAGGAAAUGAUAUAGAUGUAUACUUGGAACCCCUAGUGGAGGAUUUGAAGGAGUUAUGGGACAUUGGUGUGGAGAUGUAUGAUGCAUUUAGCAAGUCAGUGUUCAAUAUGAAGGCUAUUUUGAUGUGGACAAUCAAUGAUUUUCCAGCUUAUGGAAACUUAGCUGGAUGUGCCACAAAAGGAAAAUUUGGUUGCCCAAUAUGUGGUGAAGGCAUAUCUUCUAUGUGGCUUAAGUAUAGUAGAAAGUUUGCAUAUUUAGGGCAUAGGAGAUUUCUUGCUCCUAAUCAUCCAUUCCGUCAGAAGAAGAAGUGGUUUGAUGGGAAUAAAGAGACAAAAGGAAAACCUAGGCCUCUGAAUGGAUUAGAAAUUCUUAAUGUAUUGAAAGACAUUGAAAAUGACUCGGAAGAACGAAAGUUUAUUGGGUUGAAAUCUCAUGAUUGUCAUGUUCUUAUGCAACAAUUGCUUUCAGUAGCAUUGAGAAGUCUUUUACCAAAAGGUCCACGUAAUGUUAUAUUUUUGCUUUGUGUAUUUUACAAUGAGUUAUGUCAAAGAGUGUUAGAUAGGAACCAUCUAGAACAACUCGAAGAGAAUAUUGCUGAAACUUUAUGCAUGUUGGAGAGGUACUUUCCACCAGCUUUCUUUACCAUCUCUGUUCAUUUGACAAUUCAUUUAGCAAGAGAGGCUCGCCUGUGUGGGCCAGUUCAAUUCCGCUGGAUGUAUCCAUUUGAAAGAUUUAUGAAAAUGCUUAAAGGCUAUGUGAAGAACCGAGCAAGGCCAGAGGGUUGCAUAUCUGAGUGUUACCUUGCAGAAGAACGAAUGCGAUUUUGUAGUGCAUAUAUAAAAAAAGCUGCUUGUAUUGGUCUCCGAUCUAAUCGGAAUGACGAUUUGGAAAAUGGAGUAGUGGAAGGUCGCCCCAUUUCUCAAGGAAAAGAAAUUAUUUUAGAAGAACAUUUGUUACAAGCAGCACAUCGAUAUGUGUUGUUCAAUACUGCAGAAAUUGAUCCUUACAUACAGAUGCACAUUGAGGAGCUUAAACAAACAGAUCGUCGUUUCUCAAGUAAUGAAACACUGUUACAAAAACGGCAUAUGGAAACAUUUGCUCAAUGGUUAUCAAAACAUGUUCUUGAUAACUCUUCAGAUCGGAUUCAAUGGCUAGCACAUGGUCCAAGAAAGCAUGUUAUAUCGUAUACAGGUUAUAUUAUAAAUGGACAUCGGUUCCACACAAUUGAUGUUGGAAGGUCGACACAAGAUAGUGGUGUUUCAGUUGAAGCUGAUAUUAUUUGGCAAUCUAGUUCUACUGAUUCACAUACAGUAGGAAGACUAUCGUACUAUGGGGUUAUACGAGAUAUUGUGUUACUAGACUAUUAUUUUUUCAAAGUACCUGUUUUUAGGUGUGAUUGGGCUAAUCCUGGAACUGGUAUCAAAAUGGAUGAUGGUUUUACACUUGUCAACUUACACCAAGGACUAAGGACUUUUGAAAAUGAUCCUUUCAUUUUAGCCUCACAAGCAAAGCAAGUUUUCUAUUCUAGGGAAAAUGAUGAAUCAAAUUGGUAUGUGUUGCUAAAAGCGCCACCUCGAGGUAUUCAUAACAUGAAUUUGCUUGAAGAGGAUGCAUAUACAUCAUCAAAACCUCUUGAUGUGUCCAGACUUGAGAUUAACAUUACUGAGAAAGAACCAUAUUCUAGAAAUGAGUGUGAGGGAAUUGAUGUUAUUGAUAUCCCAUGA